AUGUCGCCUGCAAAAGGUCACGCAGCGGGCUCGCUGGUGCUGUCCAUCGUGUCGUGCCUCGUGUACAGCGUCAUGUCUAAUGUGAUGGUGCUGACGAACCGCUAUCUGCUGGGUAAGAAGUACUAUGGCUUCGAUGAAAAGUUCUUCGUGGUGGCUGUGCAGGCUGGUGUGGCCAUUCUAGUACUGGAGCUUGCGAAGAUGCAGAAGCUGAUCUCGUACGACCCAUACGACAGUGCAAUCGCGCGGAAGUGGGCACCGGUGACCUUCUUCUUCGUGGCCAUGCUGUACACGAGCAUGCAGGCGACGGCGGGACUCCCUAUCCACAUUGUCACAGUGUUUAAGAACGUCACCAAUAUCAUUAUUGUCUUUGGCGAGUGGCGUUUCUUCGGCGAGCGUGUAGGCGGCCUCGUGCUCGUGAGUCUCGGCGUUAUGCUCAUGGGUGCCGUCAUGUCCUCGUACAGUGACGUCGGCGGCGGCAAGGCCACGCCCUCCACGAUUUCGGGCUACUUCUGGAUGGUGCUGAACUGCGCGUCGACUGCUGGUUACGUGCUGUACAUGCGCUAUGCCACGUCGCGUUCGUCGCUUAAGAUCUCCAAGUUCGGAAUGGCCUUCUACAACAACCUCAUCUCACUGCCUUUGCUCGCGCCUCCGCUCGUGCUUAAUGGAGAAGCCUUCACGGUCUGGAGUAACCCCCUACUCGGUAACUUUAACUUCACCCUGUUGCUCUUCAUCAGUGGCGUACUCGGUGUCGGUCUCAACCUCGCGUCAUUCUGGUGCGUGUCCGUCACCUCAGCCACAACGUACGCGACUGUGGGUGGGUUGAACAAGAUCCCGACCACUUUCAUUGGUGUAUUGCUCCUCGGUGAGCCGCUAAAGCCUGACACAGCCAUCUACGUCACGUUCGGUAUGGUCGGUGGAAUCCUCUACGGUUAUGCCAAGUUCAAAGAGGGCGAGGCGGCUAAGAAGCAUAAGGCGGCGCAGGAGGCACUCCCACAGACCACGCACGACUCUAAGGCAUAG
Molecule: messenger RNA, 1020 nt
Organism: Phytophthora infestans T30-4
Lineage: Eukaryota; Oomycota; Peronosporomycetes; Peronosporales; Peronosporaceae
Product: GDP-mannose transporter, putative
Exons: 1
Coding region: 1-1020 (339 amino acids)
Cellular component (GO): Golgi apparatus; membrane
Molecular function (GO): antiporter activity; GDP-mannose transmembrane transporter activity
Source: RefSeq, a predicted model, not a curated record